Molecule: messenger RNA, 3570 nt
Organism: Esox lucius (northern pike)
Lineage: Eukaryota; Metazoa; Chordata; Actinopteri; Esociformes; Esocidae
Gene: wdr59
Product: WD repeat domain 59
Exons: 26
Coding region: 51-3095 (1014 amino acids)
Molecular function (GO): protein binding
Source: RefSeq, a predicted model, not a curated record
GUGAUUUGAAUCAUGUGAUGUUUUGUUGAUGUUGUUGUGGCAGGAGAAAGAUGGCGGCACGCUGGAGUAGUGAGAAUGUGGUGGUGGAAUUCCGAGAUGCACAGGCCACUGCUAUGUCUGUAGACUGCCUGGGUCAACAUGCUGUCCUGUCUGGACGGCGCUUCCUGUUAAUGGUGAGCCUGGAGGCUCCUUUUGAAGCCCCCAGGAAAAUCAGCAGGCAGAGCAAGUGGGAUGUGGGUACUGUCCAGUGGAACCCUCACAAGGCGGAGUCCCACGUCUUCGCUGCCUCGAGUAACCAGAGAGUUGACCUGUACUCGUGGCGUUCUGGUGGCGGAGAGGUGCACACAUCCCUGCAGGGGCACACACGUGUCAUCAGUGACUUGGACUGGUCCUGUUUUGAACCUGAACAUCUAGUCACCAGCUCUGUGGACACAUACAUCUAUAUCUGGGAUACCAGAGACACAAGGAAGCCAACAGUGGCGUUGUCUGCCGUGGCGGGGGCAUCUCAGGUCAAGUGGAACAGGCGUAAUCAUUGCCUCCUAGCCUCCAGCCAUGACGGAGAUGUUCGUAUCUGGGACAAGAGAAAACCUAACACAGCUGUGGAGUAUGUUGCGGCUCACCUGUCAAAGAUUCACGGUCUGGACUGGCAUCCUGACAACGAAUACAUCCUGGCAACCUCCAGUCAAGACAACUCUGUCAGGUUCUGGGACUUCAGACAGCCAAGGAAGUACCUAAAUAUCCUGUCUUGUCAGGUUCCUGUAUGGAAAGCCAGAUACACUCCCUUUUCCAAUGGCCUGGUGACCGUAAUGGUUCCCCAGCUGAGGCGUGAGAAUAGCUUGUUGCUAUGGAGCAGUCUGGAUCUCAACAACCCUGUCCACGCCUUCGUGGGACACGACGAUGUGGUGCUGGAGUUCCAGUGGCGCCCCCAGAAAGAGGGGUCUAAGGACUACCAGCUGGUGACCUGGUCCAGGGACCAGACUCUGAGGAUAUGGAAGGUGGACACUCAGCUUCAGAAGCUGUGUGCCAAUGAUCUGGUAGAAGACUUGAUGGAGGGGAUGAGUUUAACCACAGAGUCAGAGAAGAUCCUGCCCUCACCGGACCAUGAAUCUGCAACUCACAUCUCUGGCCAGUUAGCUGACGACAUACUGGACCAGGAUGGUCUGCUGAACUCCACUGGUAGACAUGACCCUUCGGGGUUGCCCCAGACACUGCAACAGGAAUUCUCUUUGGUCAACCUGCAGAUCAGAAACGUCAACGUGGAGAUGGAUGCAGUGAACCGGAGCUGUGUGGUGUCAGCUGUCUUUGGGACCAUUCAGGUGCGACUGGUGGUGAAGUUCCCAGCUCAUUACCCCAACAAUGCUGCCCCGUCCUUCCAGUUUGUCUCCCCCACCACAAUCCCCUCCACAAUGAGGACCAAGAUUCAAAAGAUCCUAACAGACACAUCACUGCAGAAGGUCAAAAGGAACCAGAACUGCCUGGAACCCUGUGUGAGACAACUGGUUUCCUGUCUGGAGUCUUAUAUGACCCAGGAGGACAGCGGUGCUGCCAAUCCGUACCUCCUAACUAACCCUGUGACCCCGGCUCUGCCGGCGUUUCCCCGGGUCACCAACACCUAUGGCUCCUACCAGGACGCCAACAUCCCCUUCCCGCGCACCUCGGGCGCUCGCUUCUGUGGCACUGGCUGCCUAGUGUACUUCACCAGACCAAUCACCAUGCACCGCUCUGUUCCGACCACAGAGCCGACGCCCAGGUCCCUAUCGGCCCUGUCAGCGUACCACAGUGGAGUUCUCACUCCCCUGAAAAUGCGCACGGAGUCACAGAGCACGUUGAGGCUGUACGGUGGCAGCCCCACACGCACCGACAAGGACCCGGUCUCCAUAUCCUCCUUCUACUACAAGGAACGGAAGCCUCUUCAGUCUGGCCUUCGUCGCUGGUCUAUGCAGAUUGCUCAUGACUGCCCGAAAUCACGUCGUUUCAAGACGAAGCGAGAAGGAGCAGAGUAUGGUAACAGACCUAUAAAGCUGGCAGGGAAAGUCAUCAUCCAGGAGAUCUCCUGUCUGCUUCCCGUACACAAGGCCUUGGGGGAGGCAUACAUUUUGAAUGUUAAUGACAUCCAGGACACGUGCCAGAAGAACGCAGCAGCAGCCCUGGCUCUGGGACGCCGAGAUGUGGCAAAGGUGUGGGCCCUGGCCUCCGCUGCCACCAGUCUAGACCUCAGUCCAGAUUGUGAAUCUGACCCUGACACUGAUACGCCAUGGGCCAGACACCCCUUUGGGCGCCACCUGCUGGAGACUCUCCUCGACCACUACAGCAAAAUGAGUGACAUCCAGACCUUGGCCAUGCUCUGUAGUGUGUUCAGGACCCAGGGAUGUUCCCAAAUGAGUGACGUCCAGACCUUGGCCAUGCUCUGUAGUGCGUUCAGGACCUCAGGAUGUCCUCAGGACUACUUCUCCCUGUACGGACAACAUGCUCCAGGCCGUUCAACACAGAUCCCCCCUCACCAUUCACGAUACCCCAGUUACACGUCCAGCUCCAUGACCUCAGGCUCCUGUUCCAGCACGUCUGAUUCUACCACCACAACUACCUGGAACGUUGGUCGAGACCCAGAACACAUCCCUCCCUGGGGAGAGUCCUCGCCCGAUGAUUAUCGCUAUGCCAACCAACCAUACACAGACCCCCGUGAGCGAGAGAAAGAACUGCACGACAUGAACAAAAAGCUCCUGGACCCUACCAACACGCUGCAGUUUGAUGACUUUAAGAAGUACUACGGUGAGAUCCUCCAUCGCUGGGGUCUGAAGGAAAAAAGAGCAGAGGUCCUCAAGUUUAUAUCCUGUCCUCCUGAACCUCACAGAGGCAUCGAGUUCGGCGUGUACUGCUGUCAUUGCCGUAGCCAGGCGUGCGGCACGCAGUGCGCGGUGUGUAAGCGGUUCACCUUCCAGUGUGCCAUCUGCCACGUGGCGGUGCGCGGCUCCUCCAACUUCUGCCUGAGCUGCGGCCACGGUGGACACACCAGCCACAUGAUGGAGUGGUUCCGGACCCAGGACGAGUGUCCCACCGGCUGUGGCUGCCGCUGUCUCCUCCAGAGCACCUUCUGAUACACACGCACACACACACACACAUACACACACCCACACACAGCGCGGAGGAGGAGGCAAUGCUUUGAAUGUGACUGGGGGAAAGAGACUGUGUAUCAUGAAGGCUUUCACCAGGUUGGCCAAAACACACCAACACACACACACACACACAAAAUGGCUGAUUGAAUACUUGAAGAUUGUGCUUUUCUUUUUUGAGGGGGGAGGGGUGCCUUUCUUGUUUAGUCUAAAACUCCUGCCGGUCAACAGAAUGUAUAUCCGUGCGGUUUCAUUGAUGGCAAAUUCCUUGGAGCCGUAUUAACCGAAAUACAAUGUUGCUGAAUGUGAUGUUUGGUGCUGACUGGGUAGCUGAAGGUCCUCACAAACUAAACCUGGGAGGAGGAAGACCCUUGUACAGAUUAUGUGCCAUAUGUGUAUAGAAAUACAUGGUUUUAAGUGUCCCUUUGUUCUUAUCAAUAAAAGUGAAGGGCACACUGUC